CUGGCCGGAGAUUUCACAGAUUCCGAUGAAGUCUCAAAUGGGUCUGAGAAAACCGUCAAACAAACUUCCCACUGCAGAUCGUGGAGCCAAUGGGGUUGAGAAUUUAUCCAAGAAACACAACGAACAGUUCGAUCACUGGGCGUUUCUGGAUCAAAUUGAGGCCCCUGUGUGGGUGGACCUUACCUUGGAAUGUAAGUCUGCCUAUAAAGACAUGGACGAUGAAUGGUUCCACAUAAGCCAUCCGUUUCACCAGGCUUCUUCUCGAGAGUUGAAGUCUGCAUUUUCUCGCUCAGGAGAGAGUUCCAUAAACCUGGAGCAUGGCAUGCAGGGAUCAUCUUCUCCUAAGCUCCCACCUUCAGUUUCAAGAUCAAGAGGCAAAGAUUUCCGAAGCAGGCAGUGGAGUCAAGGAGAUCAGACACUUACUUUGGAUAAGAAACAUCCAGUAAAGCACUUAAGUAAAGGGGGUUUAGAAGCUGAUAAAGUAGUAGAGCAUAAGACAAAUCAUAAAAAAUUAACAAGCUCUGCAGCUUUAGACUCAGAUUCUGCUUGUCAAGCUCUGAAUUCCAGGGAUAUAAAGAUUAGCUCGAAUUCUUUGGCUGUCUAUAGUGACAAAACCCGCUCAAUAAACAGCAGCAUUACAUCAGAGCAUGGUGAAGAGUGUUACAAGCAAGAGUUGUGUGUUAGCGAUUCUUCAAGCACCAUUACAUCUGAAGCUUGUGGACAGAAGUCCUUUGAAGUGUCUGGUCCAGUACUUGGUCAAACUACUGGGCUAUUGUCAUCUCUAAGAGUAAGUCUGAGGAAAAGUUGUGUUACAAGACAAGCAUCAAGGAUGGAGGUAAAUGUUUGUAGGCAAUCAGAAGGUCGGAAAUCUUCCUCAAGUAAAUCGAGUGUAGGAUCUUCUUCAAUUCCCUACAAAGAAAGGGAAUGCGAAACUGAGAGAGAAAGUAAAGAGAAAACUCCAGAUAGCAGAAAUGUAACUACAAUUGUAGAAGCGAAACAGGCUAAUAAGUCCAAGGUUCCUGUUCAAGCUCAUAACAGAACUUCUAUCCCUAAAAUGGUUAGUGGAAGAUCUGUUUCUUCGUCUUUUGCCAGUGAAACUAGUAGACCAAAGGUUCAUCCGACUAAUGUACAAAGAAAAGCAUUGGUUCCUCAAAGAGCCAAUGGACGUGUAGCCUCAAUUUUGGUCUCAAAGCCUAGUGAAAGAAUUGGAAGUAGCCAUUGUAGAAGGGUUGUGAGCAGUGGUAAGGAGAAUGCUGUUGAAAGAAUGGGUAUGAGCCAGAAGUCAGUUGCCAAAGACAACCAGGGGUGUAGUACAAAAUUCUCAAGUUACAAAAAUGAGAAUAAAAGAAGCUGCCAGAGCACAAAGUCGAGUGGUUUUAUGGUGAAUCUAGAUAAUAGAAAGGAAGUCACGAAUCGUGCAAAUGUAAAGAAGAAGGCUUUCUACUGAUAAAAGAUUGAACCUGUAUGUAAAUAGUACACACUCUACCUCUUCCAUUCUCUGCUAACUGUGCAAUGAAAAUGGGUAAAUGACAUGUAUCAGAUUGAUUUUGUGAUGUUCAUCUUAUUGCUAUGCUGCAACUUUACUAUCUGGUAUGUUGCAAUA
Molecule: messenger RNA, 1603 nt
Organism: Solanum verrucosum
Lineage: Eukaryota; Viridiplantae; Streptophyta; Magnoliopsida; Solanales; Solanaceae
Exons: 6
Coding region: 26-1447 (473 amino acids)
Source: RefSeq, a predicted model, not a curated record